CCCUCCGCCCGUCCCUCACCGCCCCGCCAGCGCGGGGUCACGGAGUCACUGAAUUAGUUAGGUCGGAAAGGACCUUCGAGAUCGGCGAGGCCAACCUGUAGGCCGUGCAGGUUAAUGGCAGCCUAAAGCGGAGUCUGGGGUUGUUUCAGUACAGUUUAGUCAGCUCACAUUUUGUGUAUUUAUGAGGAAGAAAGGAAAGUGAGAGCUGCUAUGAAACAGAAGCUUUUGGAAAAGUCUCAGUCAGAAUUUUCCUGAAGGAAUUUUCUUUCUCUGUGCAUAGCUAACAAAUAGCAAUGAAAACUCAGCCCUACAGGCAGAGCUGGGCCUUAAUGAGCACCACCAGAACGAAGUGAUCAGCUACAUGCGCUUCGCUCGCUUCAAGCGUGGCCUGUGUCUCAAAACAGUGGAUUCUUGUUUUCAGGACCUUAAGGACAGCAGACUUGUUGAAGAGACCUUCACAGUUGAUGAGGUGAUAGACAUGCUGGAUGGACUGCAGAGUGUUGUACACAGUGAAGUGGAGUCGGAGCUCAUAAAUACAACUUACACCAACGUUUUACUUCUGCGGCAGCUCUUUUCACAGGCUGAGAAAUGGUACCUUAAGUUACAGACAGACGUCUCUGACUUGGAGAAUCGAGAAUUAUUGGAACAAGUUGCUGAGUUUGAAAAGUCAGAAUUUACAUCUUCAAACAAAAAGCCCACUGCAGAUCCCGUUAAACCAAAACUGGCUCCAUUAAAUGAAGGUGGGACAGAGCUGCUAAACAAGACAGUUGCUCGUCUCCAAGAAGAAAAUGAAAAAUUGAAGACCAGACUCAAGACUAUAGAAACACAGGCUACAGCUGCCCUAGAUGAGAAGUCCAAGCUAGAGAAGUCACUGAGGGAUUUACAGAUGAUCCAAGGAGAUCAGAAGACUAAUGCAAACCAGGAUAUCACUGAACUGGAGAAUAAAGUGGCAGCUUUGAAAUCCCAGUUUGAGAAGACUUUGAAUGACACUACUGCAAACCAAAAAUUCUUGGAAGAGGACUUGGUGACAACAAAACAUGACUUGCUUAAGGUUCAGGAUCAGCUAUCUGCAGCUGAAAAGGAGCUGGAGAAGAAAUUUCAGCAAACAGCUGCCUAUCGCAACAUGAAGGAGAUUCUCACAAAGAAGAAUGAACAGAUAAAGGAUCUGCGUAGAAGGCUUUCCAAAUAUGAAUCAGAGGACUGAAAUACCAAAAAACAUCUGAUGUAUCGAAAGCUGCCAUGGAAAGAAAAUGUAGACUGGUAUUAUAUUUCAAUAAUCUUUGUUUUAAAUGGUAUAUUUUUUGCUUCUAAUGAUGAAAAUAACUCUUUAUUAAUACUAAUAACACGCUGAAACUCCUACCUUACUUCCUUGUAAACCUACAAUUUAUAGGUAUUAGUUUCUGCAGUCAUGUUUUUAAUUCUUAGCCAUCAACAUUUCUUGAGAAACAGCUAACAGGAUCUUACUGAAGAACUGAGAACAUUCCCUACAAAGAAAGGAGUUUAUUUUUGUUAAGAAAAGAAAAAAAGGGAAAAAAAAGAGCAUUAGGGAUUUUCAUGUCUCUGAAGUGGAAAUUCCAGUUGUUACUUUUGUGUAGUUAGUGUACUUAUGAAGUAGCAUUAUAUGUAAAAAUUACAUCAGUGAAAGUAAAAAGCAGGAAGAAAAAAAAA
Molecule: messenger RNA, 1668 nt
Organism: Lepidothrix coronata (blue-crowned manakin)
Lineage: Eukaryota; Metazoa; Chordata; Aves; Passeriformes; Pipridae
Gene: LZTFL1
Product: leucine zipper transcription factor like 1
Exons: 11
Coding region: 362-1204 (280 amino acids)
Biological process (GO): negative regulation of protein localization to cilium
Cellular component (GO): cytoplasm
Source: RefSeq, a predicted model, not a curated record